This is a messenger RNA of Tripterygium wilfordii, 2613 nucleotides long. Its product is annotated as protein DCL homolog, chloroplastic-like. The coding region runs from base 71 to 511 and encodes 146 amino acids. Gene Ontology annotation, biological process: chloroplast organization; chloroplast rRNA processing. The transcript is spliced from 3 exons. Lineage: Eukaryota; Viridiplantae; Streptophyta; Magnoliopsida; Celastrales; Celastraceae. Gene Ontology annotation, cellular component: chloroplast. The record is from RefSeq and is a predicted model, not a curated record.
AAAUGCCCAAAUCCGGAAUCCCAAUCCUCCCAAACGGUCUUUUGAUUCUCACUCGCUCUAACUCACCGCAAUGGCUGCUGCUCCUCUGCUGAGAGGAUUCCCUCUGCUGCGCUUCCGUCUUCCGCGCCACCGCCUCCCCCUACCCGUAGGUUCUCUAGCUCAUCCACAGCGGCCGUGGUGCUCAGCGGCAGAGUUCACUCGCCAAGACGAGGAUUUAUCGUCCCCAAGCAAGACCACUACAGAGUUGGGCGUGAAGAACUGUCAUACGUACCAAAGACGGGAUGAUCCAGACUAUCGAAAAUGGAAAGAUAAAGAAGAGGAGAUUCGUCGAGAUAUCGAGCCCAUUAUUUUGCUCACCAAAGAUAUUCUCCACUCUGACAGGUAUAUGGAUGGAGAACAGCUAACAAUUGAAGACGAGAAAGCUGUGGUACAGAAACUUCUUGCUUACCAUCCACAUUCUGAAGAUAAAAUUGGAUGUGGUCUGGAUUCUAUAAUGGCUUUUGGCAUUUAGUGCCCUUGUUUAGAGAGAAAGGGUAAACAAAUCCCAUGCUGUAAGCUUCCGCAAUGGAUGUAGGAUCGGGGGAAGGUAAGAUGUACUCUACCUUACCCUCAUAUUAUUGCAUAGAAGUUGUUUCCUGGACUUGAACACAUUACCUCAAGGUUGUUGCGAGACAACCUUGCCCACUAGACCAUGAUGUUUAAGUGGCAAUGAAAAGAGGUAACUGAAUAUAGGUGCAAUGAAGGUUGUUAUUAGGUUUGAAAUUAAAUACUUUCUUUGAGCUGUAUGUUUCUUCCCCUGGGCCAUAUACCUGAAAGGCAAUAUAAGGCUUAUCCAAGUAGAGUAGAACAUUUCAGAAGACUUGAUGAAUAAUCUUGUAUGACCAUUUCUAUCUAGCCAAAAGUUCUCAAAAUGAUUUGAAAUGUUCAAAGAAUUUAUGGUCAAGAAGAGUGAAACAAAUAAAUAGUUCCAUGGUGGGGAACCGGUAUGGGAGGAAAUUGUUUACUUUUUUUGCCUGAAAAUUUGCGUUAUCUUGUAUUAGUCCCAUCAGUUAGUUCUGUAACUGAAGAAGUAUGUUUUAGAUAGUAGAUCACUCACAAGGGCAGACCUUGGCAUAAUGGUAAAGUUGCUCAACUAGGUGUCCCAUGUUAAAACCCACAUAAACAGCCUCUCUGCAAUGCGGGUGCAAGCCUGUAUACAUCUGCUUGCUCUAGGCCCUGCAGUGAUGGCAUGGUGGAUUGAACUGUAGUUGAUCACUUGUCUUAUGCUUCUUGAGUUGUGUGAUUUUCACGGAUGUUGUCCUUUGUUUAACAACACCUUCUGUGGUUCUAUUUUCUGUUGGUGUUUCUGCUUGCCACUCCGAUUGGAUAACCUCAUAUGACAACUGACUACACCCUUAAGUUGCGGAAUAUGGGAAAUGGAAAUGAUUUGGAAAUGAACCGCUUGACACCUACAUCAAAACAUCCUGAUUUCUGUCCUUGUCGACAUUAUGUUUAAUGGUGGGAAUAUCUUAUAGAGGCAGCACAGUAUCUUGUUUCUCCUUCCCCUUAUUUCCCCUUAGCUGAAAACAUCUGCAAUUUAGUUUGUGAAAAUUGAAAUAAAACUCAAUGCUAGCACAAAAGAUAUUCAUGCCAGCCUUGUCCAAAUUAUGGCUUUAUAGUCCUUUUAAAUUCAAAGACUCAUACUGGUUAUUUGAAUACUUAAAGCUUCUGAAGUUUUGUUUGAGUUUCCCUGUAAAUGAUCUCCUCCCAUUACCAAAUAAAUUACCAACCAAAGAUUUGCAACAUAAAUGAAAAACUAACAUAUACAAAUAUUACCACUAUGACUUUGCUACCAAUUUGAUGUAGUGAAGAUAGAGUCACAGCAUGAGAAAUAGGAGAAUAGAUCAAUAGAGACUAGAACGAAUGAAAUUGAAGAAGGAAUGAGGUUUAUGGAUUCUAUGGCUGCUCAUGAUGAUUCUCUAAAGGGUAUUUAUACUAUGAUUACAAUUUACAACAGUUCUAAUAAUCUUGACACUACCACUGAUUCUAGAUAAAAUGGAGGCAUUCCUAACCAUCCAAACCCAUUAAGAAAGUCACGUGAUGGUCAUAUGGCUAUGCUAAAAACCUUCUGACUACAUUAAAAGAAUCUUGUAAACCCAGACUGGAAUAGAGCAGGAAAAAUAGCUACAAUAGUUGAGUAAUUAAACCGUGUGAAAUGCCAUAUUGUCAUGCAACGUACUUGAAUAAUGUUUGUGCAACAUGUGGUGCAGAACAUGGUCUUGCAUCAAUACAUCAGUGGCGCUUGCUCAAUUGGUUUUGUACUUUUAGUUUGCAUGCACUUCUCUCAUACGGGUGGCAUGUAGAUCAAUGGGUAAAUCACUUUGACCUGUAUCAUCUGUCUGCCCAUUGGUUUUUAAUAAUGGAAACAUCUUAAUCUGUCUUGGUUUUUUUUUUUUUUUUCAAUUUCUCUCAUUAAUAUUGAUGGCUAAUAUGAACAGACUGAAGUACUCUUGUUUUUUUUGUCAUAGUUUAUGCUUUUGAUCAAAAUUAAUUAUUGUUCUCUUCAAAUUCUCUCAGAAUCGUGUUGUAUGUUAUGCAAGCUAAUAUUUUCAUUUAUGCAAAUAUCUGAGGAGG